Molecule: messenger RNA, 2246 nt
Organism: Scomber scombrus (Atlantic mackerel)
Lineage: Eukaryota; Metazoa; Chordata; Actinopteri; Scombriformes; Scombridae
Gene: commd5
Product: COMM domain containing 5
Exons: 7
Coding region: 101-736 (211 amino acids)
Cellular component (GO): nucleus
Source: RefSeq, a predicted model, not a curated record
UCUAAACAGAAAACGAACAUAAAAAACAACUACUGCACUUACGUGCACAGUUCUUCUAUCUUUUUAUGUGUGUAUAUCGCAUAUUACUGAAUGGUUAGUCAUGUCUUCGAGCCAUGCUAAGGACUCCAGCUUUUUGGGAGGAAGGAUACCAGCAGAAGUCGAAUCAUUGUCGAAAAACCUGAAGGAUGUGGACCAAGAGAUGUUCAGGAAAAUACUGAAAGCUGUGGUCAGUGCUCUGGAGGGGAAGGACUGCAGAGAGGUGAUGAAGUCCAUAGCAGAGAGCAGUGUCGUCCCUCAGGAGAGGCUCAGUCACAUCGUAGCUGGGAUGUACAGACUGCUGUCUGAGGCCAUCCGCAUCCCUGUGUCAUCACUUAAACAGGAGGCCUUCAAAGAAGAUCUUAGAGAAGUGAGGAUACCAGAAGACUUUAUCACAGAUUUCUCCAGUGUUGUUUUUGGAAAUCGUCGUGCGGUUCUAGACGCAGCAACAUCCCAGAAUGACCCCCACCUGCCUACAUUAGACCAACUCAAAUGGAGGGUGGAUGUUGCCAUUUCUACCAGCUCUUUAGCGAGGGCCCUGCAGCCUUCUGUUCUGAUGCAGAUGAAACUCUCAGAUGGAAGUUUUCAUCGGUUUGAGGUGCCUGUGACCAAAUUCCAGGAGCUACGUUACAACGUGGCUAUGAUCCUCAAAGAGAUGAACGCUCUGGAGAAGAGGAGCAUUCUCAAGAUCCAAGAUUAAAACACCAUGCAGGGCUGUUGAUGAAUUAAAGGGGGCCUAUUAUGCUUUUCUUUAUUGUAAGUCCUAUAUAUGUUGAAUAAUAUAUCGGAUGUUCUUGUUAAAAGUGGCCAUAGUAUUAAAUAAUGAGGUAAACACAUGUAGAAGUAAUCCCUGUGAGCAGAAAGCACCAGCUUCAGACUGCUCUGAACGUUUUUUUCUACUUCCAGCCCAAGCUGACAUCAGCUCGUGACAGAUUUCUUUAUAUGGUCAUCGGUGAACAGCGCACAAGUUUACUGCUCCGCUCCGCUAACAUUAUAGCAUAUUUCCACCGUUUUAGGGGUUUUGAUGCAGAGUCAUGACUCCAUUACACAGCAGGGCAAAGUAAAAUAAGUAGUGUACCUGUUGGAGGUGUGCUAGUCAUCUACAGCUUUUCACCAAUCAUCACUGUGACUGUUUCUGCUGGUACUAUUCCUCUCUGCAGUAUUUCUAAUUUAGCCGCUAAACAAAGAGCUCCAAAUAUCUCAAUGUUGUUUCAGUCCGUUUUUGGCGUCACUAAUAAAGCUCUGCUAAUUCAGUGAGGAACAUGUUUCUCCUGUAAAUUCUUCACAAUAAAAUGCUCUUGCUAUUAAGUACUUUAAAAGCUUUUAGUAUAAAGCAGUGAAGCAGGAAAUGUUGGGUUUGCAUCUGCGGUAACUUAACACGACUCUGAUGCAUGCUUUUAUUCUGUAGCUUCUGGAAAGCAGGCCAAUCAGAACAGAGUUGGCUCAUCGGGAGGGGGCCUUAAAGAGACAGGAGCUAAAACUGCCUAUGAAGUAUAUUUUCGACCUGUUAAUCAUGCCAAGUUACUCUACUGGAAAUACAACAUUUUAGUGCUGGAAAUCAGCAUAAUAGGUCCUCUUUAAACUGUCCUCUCUGCUUAGUUUGUGACAUCCGGUGGAGUUUUGUAAAUGUAAACAGCGCACACAAUACCACUGAUUUUAAGAAUUUCAAUAUAUAAUGUUGUGUAAAUGAUAAUAAUCAAAAUGUCAUGAUGUUAUGCUUUGAUGGUGUUGGCAUCCAACAUGCUUGGUUAUUGACAAAGUGUGAAAUGAUAAGACUAGAACCACCAAGGUACCUGAAUACAAAAAACAGUUUUCUGUGUCACAGCCUUUACUUCAAAACAACACUUAAAAUCAGACUGUGUCAUUCUUUUAACACUGUAUAUAUUAGCAUUAUUCAAUUCAAUAGUUGUUGAGAGAUUUGACACCAUUAUAAAGUCUCUAUUGUGCCAAAAUACACAUGCAGUCAAGUGAGCACUCAGAAACUCUCUGGUUGAAUGGCCACUUUAAACUAGUGUCAUGUGAUCCAGUCUGUUGUUGAGACUGAAUGUGUGAAGAUAUGUAAGUCAAAGAAUGAACAGGGUGAUUUUCCUUUUCUACUUGUGUGUUUAUACACUGAAUUCAAACCAGUGAUGAAUACAUAUGAUAAAACAAUGUUUUAGUUAUACUGUAGAUCUGUUGUAAAAGCAAUAAAAAUAGAUUUUUUUCUGGUA